UCCUAAACAAUGAGCAAUUUUAACUUGUUUUGGUAGAAAAGUUCAACUUAUCAAUAUUUUAGGGCCCUAAAUUAAAUUUGCUGUGGGGCUUCGUGACAUUUUGUUACUCCACUGGACAGGACACUACAAAAUAUACAUUAUGUGAUUAUGCUGGGACCAGGGCCGGAACUAGGGGUAGGGAAAAGAGGCACGUGCCUAGGGGCAAAGCUUGAGGGGUGGCAGGCAUGUACCUCAUAAGCAGCCUAGUCGGCCUCUGAAAAAGGUUAAACAGGUGCUGGCCCACACAGAGCAUCCAUUCCCAGUCUGAGCAAAUCUGCGCACACGUGCCCUGUCUUACACACAGCCAAGUGGGGGGUAGGCACAACAUGGCCUGGUGAUUGGUCGGGUUGCCAGGGCCGGAAAUAGGGUUAGGCAGCAGAGGCACGUGCCUAGGGCAGCAUAUUCCUAGUUUGCCAUUGAAAAAGGUUACGCAGGUGCUGACGCAGGGUUCCCCCCGUUUGCGCCCGCACGUCCUCGUUUGCGCAUGGGAUGGGGCUGGUGCGCCGGCAUUGCCCUGCUGGUUGCCACGACGACACAUUCGCUUUGACAGCAGCAUACACGUCAUCAGUAGCAGGAAGCCGGAAGCUUCAGAUCCGGCAGUGUUUAUGCUGGCGUGAGAGCAGGGUUACUGUGUUGCGGGUUGGAAUCUUGAUAGAGCUAGGAAACAUGAUAUCAGAGGGAGGUUCGUUUAUGCGGGGCAUGUUGAUAGGAGGAGGCUUCUGUGUAGUCAUCACACUUCUUGGACAUAUUAAAGUUGGACAAGAACAUGGCAUCUCCCAUGAGCAUCAUCACAUUCAGGCACCAGAUAAGGAGCAAGUUAAGAGGCUCUCGGAAGCUGAACGCAUGGAACUUAGCCAGAGCAUGCGAGUGUAUUGUAUAAUCCUUGUCAGGCCUAAAGACUUAAGUCACUGGGCCGCAGUUCGUGAAACCUGGAGCAAACACUGUGAUAAAGUUGACUAUUAUAGUUCAGAACAAAUGAAAGUGUUUGACUCCAUCUCUGUCGACACCAAUGACAUGUGGGUGAUGAUGCGAAAAGCCAUUGAGAAGGCCUAUGAGAACAACAAGAACGAGUACAACUGGUUCUUUAUAUGCACACCUUCCACCUUUGCAGUGAUUGAAAACCUUAAAUAUUUCCUACUUCAAAAGGAUCCUUCUCAGCCUUUUUACAUAGGCCACACUUUGAAAUCCGGAGACUUGGACUAUGUUGACAUCACUGGUGGCAUUGUAUUAAGCAUUGAGUCACUGAAUCGCCUUUCCUCCAUUUUCAAGGAGCCGGAGAAGUGCCCAGAGCAAGGCGGCUUAAUAUUUAAAAUGUCUGAGGACAAGCAGCUGGCAAUGUGUCUCAAAUACAAGGGAGUCUUGGCAGAAAAUGCAGAAGACUCCGAAGGUAAAGAUGUGUUCAACACAAAAUCUGUUGGAGCGCUCAUUCAAGAAGCCAUGGCCAACAAUCCCCAAAAAGUGGUGGAAGGAUGCUGCUCAGACAUGGCAAUCACAUUCAGUGGUAUAUCACCCAAUGUCAUGCAUGUCAUGAUGUAUGGUGUAUACAGACUGAGAGCAUACGGACACAGUUUUAAUGAUGCUCUUGUUUUCCAUCCCAAACCUGAUUCAGACAAUGACUAAUAUUUGGGAAUCAUGGCUGUCACCAAUUCUCACUGAGAUUUUUGUACAAAAAAAAAAGGUGAUUGUACCAAUAUCACAAUUGCAGUAGAAGGAUUUGUGGUUUUCUUUUCUGUUUUUUGUUUUGGUCAAGAUUAUUUAAUCGAAAAAAAAUGUUUGGAGUCACAACCUGAUCAAAGUGUUUUGUGACUUUUGCAACCGGUGCAUUUUGUUUGCACACAAGAGAGAAGUCAAUUCCACCUGGCCGCUGUGGUGAAUUACUUGUUGGCUCGGAAUGAGAUUGUACACAAAUUUUAGACACUGACAACUUUUGCACUCAAAGUCUAUUUUUUAUAACUGUGGAAGAUGGCUGUGCAUUUGUUUUUUUUAUGUAAAUUGAGCUCUUUUAGGAUUUUUGUUUGGGGCUACUCCCUGUGGGAGGCUAAAUAUGCUUAACAUUUUAGUGGGUGCUGCCUUUCAGACUAGGGUAUGACCCAAAAACACCAACUUUCAGGUUACAGUUGAAGUCCCAGCAUCCUUGUAUUCAGGGUAACAGCUGUCAGAAAUGUCCCUAAGGUAACCCAGCGUCAUUGCCAAAUUUUCACAUUAUCAUUUUAUGUUCUAGCCUUUUCAGUGUAUUGGUGUAUUACUUCAACAUUCAGAGCUAAUUCCCUCCUCACUUAGAAUUGGUGACCGUGAAUAUUGAAAAAACUCCCCAUGGUAUUUUUAUUUGGAGGGAUUCAGAUGAAUUUCUAUUGUGGUUCUAAACUAUAAAGGUCAAAGCUUGUUGCCUGGUAACUAGGGUUGGCACCUGUCUGGAUUUCACCUGGACAGCCUGGUUUUAGGAAGAGCUGCCCAGGUGAAAAGUUCCUGUUCGGAUUUCCAAAUUUGAAAAUCCAGACAGGACAUUGAAGUGAAUGACAUGGCUGAUCGCCAUGUCACUCACCCCCGAAGACCGUUACUCUGCAUGCAGAGGUCAAUGCAACACUUUGGGGCAUAUUUAUCAAAGGGUGAAGUUAGAGAUCACCAUAGUCCAUUAGAGUGAAAUUCCGCCCCUCUCCAUUCAUUUCUAUGGGAUUUUUAAAAGAGUAUUUAUCAAUGGGUGAAAGUCAAAGCUUGUCCUUUGAUAAAUACGCCUUUAAAAAUCCCAUAGAAAUUAACGGAGAGUGGCGGAAUUUCACUCUAGUGGACUGUGGUAAUCACUAACUUCACUCUAAAUAUACCCCAUUAAGUAGUGGGCUAUGCAGGGAGGGGGCCAAUGGAGUCUACUGGAUGGGAUUUUCUUUUUGGGAUGGAUAGUUCUCCUUUAAGGGGUUGUUCGCCUUUAAAUUAACUUUUAGUACGUUUGGGCAACUGGUUUAACACCAGCUGUUUCAGUCUUGAUUCAAAUCCCAUGAAAUUCAGUGUAGGCAGUGGGCUAGACUGCCAGACUGCAACGGUGGCAGUUUAUACAGUAGGUGUUAAGGAUUAACAGGAAUUGUUCAGUGUGAAAAUAAAAACUUAGGCUGCACAAAAUAAAAAAUGUUUCUAAUAUAGUUAGUUAGCCAAAAAUGUAAUGUAUAAAGUCUGGAGUGACUGAAUGUCUAACAUAAUAGCCAUAACACUACUUCCUGCUUUGCAGCUCUCUUGGUUUCCAGGGCCGGAUUUACAUAGUGGGCACCCCUAGACCCACUGACGGUUGUCACCGUCGUCCCCUCCCUUUUAUUUGUGCAAAUUUUCUUCUUCAGGACUGGAGUAGAGGGGAUUGGCAAACGGGAAAUUUAACAAACAGGAAGUUGUAUUCUGUUAUGUUAGACAUCUGCUCACUCCAGCCUUUAUAGAUUAUAUUUUUGGAUAAAUAUAUUAGAAACAUUUUUUAUUCUGCACUUCCUAUCUAUUUACCCAGUUUUUAUUUUUACACUGAACUGUUCCUUUAAUAACUAAAAAUUGCCAUUAUCACUGAAGCCAUAAAAAAAUGGGAAAAUCAGCAUUACUAUAACCAUAUGACAAUGAAGCAUUCAUUCUCAGAAGUUCCUGUUUGCUAUACAGUAUGUCCUUAACUAGUGUUGUGCUGGUUUUGAUACUAAGGGGGUUAUUUACUGAUCAAAAUAGUUUUUCUGGUGUCAAAUCAGAAAAAAUUGCACAAAUCAAUUUUUUCACAAUUUUAUCUUUUCCUGCACCAGAUUUUUUUUUCGAGUAAAUUUAUUGAUAAAUACGGUAAAAAUUUGCACGGGAGUUUGGUCGCAGUGCUGUUAAGAAAAUGAGACAUUUCCGAAUUUUAGUAAAUAACCCCCCUAAAUGUAGGCAGUUUUCAUGAGAUAACCCAUGGUACACAUGGAGUACAUAUCUUUGUCCUGUAAAGGUGGCCAUAGACGCACAGAUUAUAUCGUACAAAACAAAUUUUUGCACGAUAUUCGGAGCGUGUAUGGUGGGAAAACAGCCAACCAAUAUCGGCAGUAAACUUGGAUUUCAGUCGGCUCGUUGAUCGGGCUGGACGGAAAAUUCUGAUCGGGUGCCUUUGAAGGCACUCAAGCAUUGUCCAUUGUUAGUGCCGAAUCGUAGAAUUCUAUUGUUUUUACCUGUAUAUCUGACGAUUCAGCGCUACAUGUGUGUAUUGAAACGAAUGAUCUUUCCAAGAAAGCUCUUAAUUGUUAGGUCUAUGGCCACCUUAAAUCUUUCUGAUUUCAAUCCACCUACUAGGUGAAUGCUUCCAGGUAGGAUCGUUGACCAUUGUAGUCUGACUGCUCUGUUACUGUAUAAAGAUAGCUAGAAUCACAGCUCUAUAGCCUAUGGCAAUUUUUUU
Messenger RNA from Xenopus laevis (African clawed frog), 4417 nucleotides. It is a transcript of the gene c1galt1c1.S, whose product is annotated as C1GALT1 specific chaperone 1 S homeolog. The record is from RefSeq and is a predicted model, not a curated record. Gene Ontology annotation, molecular function: N-acetylgalactosaminide beta-1,3-galactosyltransferase activity. Gene Ontology annotation, cellular component: membrane. Gene Ontology annotation, biological process: protein O-linked glycosylation. The transcript has 2 exons. Lineage: Eukaryota; Metazoa; Chordata; Amphibia; Anura; Pipidae. The coding region runs from base 529 to 1659 and encodes 376 amino acids.